Molecule: messenger RNA, 2874 nt
Organism: Monomorium pharaonis (pharaoh ant)
Lineage: Eukaryota; Metazoa; Arthropoda; Insecta; Hymenoptera; Formicidae
Product: malectin-A
Exons: 4
Coding region: 242-1066 (274 amino acids)
Cellular component (GO): membrane
Molecular function (GO): carbohydrate binding
Source: RefSeq, a predicted model, not a curated record
ACUAGCUGUGUGUAACCGGACGUGUAGGAUUUUUUAUCGUGAUGAGUGCGACGUGGCCAUGUGGUUUCAGUCGCGCGUAAGAUAAGGAAAUAGGUCCAUGAAAAUUCACGCGAUUUCGGACACCGAAGUGUGCCGGUCGACGACGACGACGAGCAAGUUAUGAACACGCUGUGCCUCGGUCGAGAAACAAGUCGAAUCCUGUUCUACUAGAGUUGCGGAUGACACGACGACUGCCGUGAGAAUGAUGCGGUUGUCGACGGUGAACGACCGGGACCUUCCGGCGAUUCGCCUGCUCUUCCUCUUCUUCCUGCUCGGCGUUCCCGGCUUCCACUGUCUCGAGGUAAUAUACGCAAUCAACGCGGGUGGCGACUCGCACACGGACAGCUAUGGGAUACACUACGCCAGGGACCCGCUCAUGGGUGGUAAGGUCGGCACGGCCUCAGACUAUGGGAAGCAGCUGAUCAUCGGGCGCGUCAACAACGUGGACCAGAUACUCUAUCAGACCGAGCGCUACCAUCACAACACCUUUGGAUACGACAUCCCGAUCAGCCAGGAUGGGAACUACGUCAUGAUACUCAAGUUCUGCGAGGUGUACUUCAACUCGCCGAACAUGAAGGUCUUUGACGUUGUCCUGAACGGUGAUCAUACUGUUGUCACUGAUUUGGAUAUCUUCGAGAGGGUUGGUCGAGGUGUGGCACAUGACGAAUACGUUCCGUUCAGGGUGCAGGGUGGAAAAUUGAUAUACAACGAUGAGGAAUCAGAUAUUCUUGCGGGGAAGAUAAGAGUAGAAUUUAUAAAAGGUUAUAGGGACAAUCCGAAAAUAAAUGGUAUAGCAGUUGUGAAAGGUGUUUUGGAUGAUGUACCGCAAUUGGGACCGAUACCGCCCGAUCCGGAGGAUUAUCACGGUAUACAAGAAGAGGAGGAGGAGACCACCGUACGUAGCAGACAUACAAGUGGGCCGAGAACACCCGACCCAUACUUGAUAGACGAUUCGUCUAUAAUGUUACCUGUUUUUGUAGCCAUCGGCGCUUUUAUCCCAUUAUUGUUCUGUUUAUGUAAAUUAUAAGCGAACACGCGCAUAGAAAUGCCUUGUACUUAACGGUAACAGUGUUCCCGAUUAUUUAGGCUCGCUCAAUCCAUGAGAGGACGUCUAAAUAGUGUAAAUAAAUAAUCAUUUAUCUAUGCUCCUCUGCAUUGCCAGAUUUAGUGUGUGUAUGUGAGAAUAUUUAUUAUUAAUAAUUUAUAAAUGUAGAUAUUAUUUGGGAUGUGCUUUCCGCAUGUUUACUUGAAUAUUGAUUUUUGGAAUAUUUUAUAAGCGUUAAUUUUUUUCGAAAAAAUUAAUAUAAUUUUGUUCAUGACAUUUAAUAUCUAAUUAUUUUAUAAUUAAGUCUAAAUCAUUACUUAAGAUUACUAAUUCUUAAGCUAAUUUUGAAAAUUAAAGUGAUAAUUUUUAAAAUCUACUUAAUAUAAUAAAAUUAAUUUGUUUUAUUUAAACCGCUAACAUAUUUCAAUUUAUAAAAAUCCUUGAAUUUUUUAUCCACAUAAAUUAAAUUAAUGUAUGGAUAUUACAUUAUAUAGUUGCUCUAAGAAUGAAAGUGUAAAGAAUUCGAAAUACCUGAUGUAAAAGUGCUUAAAAAUCUCCAAUCUCUUUAUUUUAGUAACAAUAUUUUAACAAAUUUAUAAUCGAUUCUUAAGGAAUAUUUUGAAUUUAGAAAAGUUAUAUAUCUUAAUAUAUAUCUUAAAUUUCUUGGUAAUUAAAUCACUAUUAAAAUUCAAAAAAGUAUCCAUGUUAAUCAGCUUGAGCGUAAUAAAACGUUAUCAUUUAAUUGUAAAAUAAUUUUUAUGUUUACAAAUUUAUUUUCAGUUUCACCGUCCUUUUAAUUAAAAAAUUAAUUCAAUGUAUAUUCUGAUUAAAUGAGUCAAUUAAAAAAAAUGUCUUAUUGAAGUGUGAGAUGUGUGUGUGUGUGUGUGUGUGUGUGUGUGUGUGUGUGUGUGUGUGUGUGUGUAGAUUUUGGGGUAAUUCUGCAUAUACACCUGUAUUUUACAUACCAGAUAAAUAUCUAAAUAUAUAAAAGUUAAAUAUAUAUACAUAUAUAUUGAUUGAUUCUAGAAAUCAAUGUGUAGAAAACUUUCAAGGGAUAUAUGACAAUUUGUGCUGAAAAUUUUUUAUUGCUUUGUAUUUUAAAAUCUUAUAUCCUAUAGUGUUCGUAAUUUAUCAAACAUUAUGUCACGUUUUCUCUUACACAACCUGAUUUCGAAAAAUUUGAACAUCGAUAUGGCAUUUAUUAUAUAAUUUAUAAUAUGAAGUAAGCUUUUAGUUUAUAUUUAUCGAGAUAUGUUAUCGAGAUGCCCGGGAAAAAGUUUCAUAUAUAAAUAUAUAUAAAAUAUGUCUUUAUGUUUAUAUUACUUUCCUUUUUUUUGUAAAAUUUCUGUUUGAUAUGAAAAAAUAAUAGUCAUAUCGAGAAGAUAGAAACUAAUUAAAAAAAUAAUUUUUGCAUUGCUUCUUUUAAAAAAGUUAAGUAUGAAAAAUUGUCCAUAUUCCAGAAUAUAUAUGGUUAUAUUAUAUGAACAAUUUUUCAUACUUAGCUUUUUUAAAAGAAGCAAUUUAAAAAUUAUUUUUUUAAUUAGUUUCAAUCUUUUCGGUAUGACUUAUUGUUUCAUGUCAAACAGAAAUUUUACGAAAGAAAGGAAACUAAUAUAAACAUAUAUGGGCAUUUUAUAUAUAUUUAUAUGUUUUUAUACGAAACAUUUUUUUCCAGGUGGAUAUUUGAAAACAGAUAAAAGUCUUAUAGUCCAUUAAAUAUCAAAGUAUGUUGAUUCAUAAUAUGAUCAAUCUUGUACAUUGGAAUAAAUAAAACUGUUAUUAUGAUAAGA